Apis cerana (Asiatic honeybee) is the source of this 4397-nucleotide messenger RNA. It is a transcript of the gene eRF1, whose product is annotated as eukaryotic release factor 1. Lineage: Eukaryota; Metazoa; Arthropoda; Insecta; Hymenoptera; Apidae. The record is from RefSeq and is a predicted model, not a curated record. Gene Ontology annotation, molecular function: translation release factor activity. Gene Ontology annotation, biological process: translational termination.
AAACGAUUAAUUUAGUAGCAACUCAUAAGCCGCGACCACGCGACACAACGCGCAGCUAUGUCCAACGAGGAGACUUCCGCCGACCGCAAUGUCGAAAUCUGGAAAAUCAAGAAACUUAUAAAAAGUCUCGAAAUGGCUAGAGGAAACGGGACUAGCAUGAUUUCAUUAAUUAUCCCUCCAAAAGAUCAAAUAUCAAGAGUAAGCAAAAUGUUAGCAGAUGAAUUUGGUACAGCAUCAAAUAUCAAAUCUCGUGUAAAUAGAUUGUCUGUUUUGGGUGCAAUUACGUCUGUACAACAUAGGCUAAAACUAUAUACUAAAGUGCCUCCAAAUGGCCUGGUGAUAUAUUGUGGUACGAUCGUAACAGAAGAAGGAAAAGAAAAAAAAGUUAACAUUGAUUUUGAACCUUUUAAGCCUAUUAAUACUUCUCUUUAUCUUUGUGAUAACAAGUUUCACACUGAAGCACUAACAGCAUUACUUGCUGAUGAUAACAAAUUUGGUUUUAUUGUUAUGGAUGGUAAUGGAGCAUUAUUUGGUACACUACAAGGAAAUACUCGCGAAGUUCUACAUAAAUUUACAGUAGAUCUUCCCAAAAAGCAUGGAAGAGGAGGACAAUCAGCACUUCGUUUUGCUCGAUUGCGUAUGGAAAAACGACACAAUUAUGUUCGAAAAGUCGCAGAAGUAGCUACGCAACUAUAUAUUACUAAUGAUAAACCUAAUAUUGCUGGCUUAAUUUUAGCGGGUAGUGCUGAUUUUAAAACAGAACUUAGUCAAUCAGAUAUGUUUGACCCAAGAUUACAAGCAAAAGUUAUAAAAUUAGUAGAUGUUUCAUAUGGUGGUGAAAAUGGUUUUAAUCAAGCUAUUGAAUUAGCUGCUGAAUCUUUGCAAAAUGUAAAAUUUAUCCAGGAAAAAAAAUUAAUUGGUCGUUAUUUCGACGAAAUUUCGCAAGAUACAGGAAAAUAUUGUUUUGGUGUAGAAGAUACUUUAAGAGCAUUAGAAUUAGGUAGUGUAGAAACUCUCAUUUGUUGGGAGAAUUUAGAUAUUCAACGAUAUGUUUUAAAAAAUCAUACAAAUGCAGAAGAAAAGGUUUUACAUCUAACACCAGAACAAGAAAAAGACAAAACUCAUUUUACUGAUAAAGAGAGUGGAGUAGAAUUAGAACUUGUAGAAUGUCAGCCUUUGCUUGAGUGGUUAGCAAACAAUUACAAGAGUUUUGGUGCCACUUUGGAAAUCAUUACAGAUAAAUCUCAAGAAGGUUCUCAAUUUGUAAGAGGUUUUGGUGGUAUUGGAGGUAUAUUGCGGUACAAAGUGGACUUUCAGAGUAUGCAGUUGGAAGAUGUUGAAGUUGAUACUUUUGAUCUGGAUGAUUAUUAAAUCUGUGACUCAACAGACAGUUAUUUUAGCUUCAGAGGAAAACAUAAAUAUAUGUUCUCCCUUGCAUCAUAUUUCAAGAGAGGCACAUAGAAGGACAUGUUUAUAAAAUUUAUUAUGAUGCAACACACACAUCAUGAAAUUAUUCAUUAGAUUUCAUUCAAGCAAUUCAUAGUCGAUACACAAAGGUGAAAAGCACAAGACGUGACGCGCCGAUAAUCCAUGUCCAUGAUGAAAAAAAGGCAACUCGAAGACUGUGACACUUAAUUAAGCCAGCUUGAUACCUGCCUAUCUCACACAACAUUAUCUUGUAUUACAGUUACAUUCUUUAAUUAUUCACAUGGAUUUAUUUAAAUAAUUACACGCGUUACAGUGCUGAAUAUGUUUGUACAGUACACGGUCGGAGAUAUAUCAUAAUUUUGUAACAAAUUGAUGUUAUCAUCUCGUCGUAAAUUUUACAAUUGAGAAGAAAAAACGUAAAAAGAUACUCAAAUAGCAUGAGGAUGAAUGUAGCGUUAUUUUUGUUCAGAUACAAUCAUGGAUAAGCUGUAAUAAACUGAUUAUCAUGAACAUGAAGUUGCGUAUCGUGUAUUCUAUACCGAUUACUAAAUUCAUAUGAAUAAUGAAGAGUUCUGUAUAUAGACUUAAAUUUUUAAUGGCACUGUUGCCUUAGACAUAAGUUAAGAUCGCGUAAUAUCCCAGGAAAAUAAAAUCUUUCCGUCUCAUCGAGUGAUACACAUAUAAACAUAUAAGAAAUAAUUUUUCGUAUCUACAUUAACUUUGCUGGCUCUCGACUCUUAUAUUUUGUACACUCAUAAUUGUAUAUAACAAAUUCUCCGCAAGUGUAUCGAGAUAUAUCUUUUCGAUUGUUACAACGGUGCACUCUAUUAGUAAAGAAGUAUCUUCUGCAAUAUUUAAGUGGCAGUUAUUGAAAAUAUUACAAAAUUUAUUUUAACAUUGUUAAUUUAAAUUGCUUAUUCAUAUGAUGCCUUUGUAAUAAAUAAUAAUAUGUAUGUAUAAAUGUGAGAAGAAUGAAACGUGCAAUUUUGGUGAAGUAUCUUUUAUGAAAUAUCGCUGUAUAGUAAAGAAGAUUUGCAAAUAUUGUGAAUCUUUUGAUGAAAAUAAUGUAUUGUUAAUUAAUAGUAUAAUUAGAUUAUUUAUACUAUUAUAACGUAUGUGAUGCAGGGAUAAAGCUUUAUGAAAACUUCAUCAAAAUAGAACGUUCAACAAAAAUGACCUGGCUUAUGGUAUGUGCACAACGAAUUCUAAACAUGAUGGUUUAAAAGUAUUGUAUCUGUGUAUUGUCUUCAAGGCAGCGAAAUGUUGAAUGUCAGCUUAAUGUUUCUUUAAAUUUUUAUAUGUAAACAUUCUUUCAAUAGGAAUCUAGAUAAUUAUUUAUUACUAUAUCGGUGCGAUUAUUUCUUCUGUUUAGCAGAAGAUUAUUUUAAGUAUACAAGAUUUAGUUCUAUAAUAAUUCGGUAAAUGUCUGAAAGAGAUAGGGAAAAUCUGCGUAAUAUUAAAUAAUCUUUGGUUCUUUUUUUUUUUUUUUUUUUUUGUUUUUUGAUUUUUAUGUAAGGUAAGAGAAAAUGAGUAUGCAAAAGAAUGCGCAUAAAAAAAAGAUUAGACGUCGUACAUUUCAUUUAAACAAAUCAAUGACGUACUUAGAUUAUGGCUUGCCUAUGAUCUCUUCCAUAAGCAUAGUUGUAUAAUCUGCUAACAGAUUUAUAAUUUUUGGCAAUCUUAUUCUCCUGUAUUGCUACAAAAUAUUUUUGUUCCUUCAAAUGUUACAUUUAUCUAGCAAGGCAAUACAAAGAUGUAAUCGUUAUAAGUUUUGCUUAAUCAAAUUUUUCAGAAUAUGAACUUAUUAUUACCUCAUAUUUUAUAUGUAUUGUACGCAUAAAGUACAUUUGUGCUAUGUCCUAAAAAUUUUAACUCAUCUUUACUGAAAUGAAUUAUGAACGGUAAAAAUGAAUUUUAAAAUUACGUAAAAAAUUGUUGGCCGUACCAUGAUACACGUUCUAUUAACCCCAGAAAGACCGAGGCUCGAACCAUUAUGUAAAAAACUAAUAAGAGAUAUACUAAGUCCACCUAAGUUUUUCAUGUUUUAAAAGCAGAUAUUUUAAUAGGAUGAGUAAUUUUGGAUUAUGCGAAAUAUGAAUAUAACAUAUAUAUUAAUAUUUUGUAUGAGAUUUUUCAUUAAUAAUUUAUUUAACCCAAUCGCGAUACAUCAGAAUUUAAUUCUUCACAAGUUUCGUAUAUUAUUACAUUAUUUGAAUGUUUUUUACAUAUAUGUUAUUUACAAUUAGUACAAUAUUGCUUUGCCUUGGAUAAGUUAUAUUUUAUUCUUUUAUUUCGUUUCCGAUAUAUUUGUAGCAGCAUCCUUUUCCUGUUGGUUUUUUUUGUUUUAUUUUUUUUCUUUUUGCUGUUAGCUCCUUUAUUUUUUCUAUAUUAUUUAUUAUAUGCUUUUGAAAUCUUGUUAAAUUCGGAUCCCUAACUAAUUGCUUUUGAAUCAAUUCAUUGAAUAAUCCUCGUAAGAAAAUCUUUUGUGUGUUCAUUUUUAUUAUUCUAAUUUAGAUUUGCUAUUAUAAAUAAGAAAUAUAUAUUUAGAGCAGCAAUAUUUAAUGUAUAAAACAUAUAGAGAAUUCAUCUCCGAUUUCCACGUUUAUAUGAAUAUAUUCUUGCCGUUUGAUUUGUGACAAAUUCCUCUUAGUUGCAAUGUAAGAUAUAUUGAUAUCUGUUUUUCUAUCAAUAUAUCUAAUUAUCAAUUUUUCUAUGCGAAUCUUUAAAGGAUAAAUAAAUUUUUAGAAAUUUUUUGAAUGAAAAAAAUUUUUUUCAAAUUUUGUAAAUAGUGGACUCGAGGAAGGUCUUUCCCCCUCCUCCCCCGGUCUUUCUAGGAUUAAUAAUAUUUUGUGAAGUGAUAAAGAGGGAUAUUGAAAUAAUGAUAAAAUAAUAGUUUUCAAUAUUUAAAUAAUGUCUAUUAAGAUGAAAAAUAUUUUAAUUUUGAAAAUAGAAAUCACUUAAAUAACAAA